This is a messenger RNA of Cavia porcellus (domestic guinea pig), 5709 nucleotides long. RefSeq names its product aminoadipate-semialdehyde synthase (gene Aass). NCBI's taxonomy places the organism in Eukaryota, Metazoa, Chordata, Mammalia, Rodentia, Caviidae. Gene Ontology annotation, cellular component: cytoplasm. The record is from RefSeq and is a predicted model, not a curated record. Gene Ontology annotation, molecular function: saccharopine dehydrogenase activity. The coding region runs from base 463 to 3432 and encodes 989 amino acids. The transcript has 24 exons.
AACAGUUAUUACCUGUUAGAACCAAACCAGAAAUCCAGAAUUCACUUUGGCAAGGACUCUAGAUAGAUGGUUGGUACAACAGGAAUAGGAACUGAGAGAGGCAAUCCCUUGCUGAGGAGAGAAAGGUUAAUUUAGUGUAACUGCAAAGUUGAUGCCAUAUGGAUCUGAUUCUGCCUGAAAUUCGAACUGGCCCGAGUAUCCCAGGCGUUAAACAUUAACAUAGCACUCCUCCUGGUUAAAAAUAACAGUCAGGCCUGAGUUCAGUUUUUUCCUAUGUCCUUAUAUUUUCCUAUGUCCUUAUUCUUAGCUCUCUCUUUUUCUCUGGCAAGAGGAGAUGAUAGUAGUAUUUGCUGAAUAAGAUUUUUGCAAUAAGGAAAUGAGAAAAUAUCUGUAAAGGGCUCAGCGUAGUUCUUGCUAUCUAAAGUUUAAUCAGUGGUAACUAUUGUUACACUUGUUUUAAAAAUGAAAGUUGCAGACAUUGUGAUAUUACAAUUCCUUGUAAAAACUGAAAGUGAAAAUACUUCCGUGAGUCUUGAUUCGGUCUACCAGUUCUGUCUGUGUCUUCCUACUUCCCCUAGAAAAUCUGCCUUUGUAAAUGUAUGUUGUGUGUGCCUGCAUGUGUUUCCUGCUGCCUGCACUUCUACUCCACACAAAGGUGGAGAUGGGGAGUUGUCAUCACCAGGUUUCAAGAUGCUGCGAGUACAGAGGAUAAGACUGGGCAGGCCGGGUCUCAGCCUCUCCAAAGGUCUCCACCACAAAGCUGUGAUGGCCCUUAGGCGAGAGGAUGUCAAUGCCUGGGAGAGAAGGGCACCUCUGGCACCCCGGCACAUCAAAGGGAUCACCAAUCUGGGAUACAAGGUCUUGAUACAGCCUUCUAAUCGGCGGGCCAUUCAUGAUAAGGAAUAUGUCAAAGCUGGUGGCAUUCUUCAGGAGGACAUAUCUGAAGCUUGUCUAAUUUUGGGAGUUAAAAGACCACCAGAGGAAAAAUUAAUGUCCAAGAAGACUUACGCAUUCUUCUCCCACACAAUCAAAGCACAGGAGGCCAAUAUGCAGUUGCUGGAUGAGAUUCUAAAACAGGAAAUUCGGCUUAUUGAUUAUGAGAAAAUGGUGGAUCAUAGAGGAUCGCGAGUAGUGGCAUUUGGACAGUGGGCAGGUGUGGCAGGGCAGAGACAUGAUAGAAGUGUAUGGUGGAGGAAAGCUGCUGACCUUACAGCAGCCAGGAAGCAGAGAGAAGGAGAGAGGAGCUGGGGACAAGAGUGCACUCUUUCAGGGAUGAUCAACAUUCUACAUGGAAUGGGUUUAAGGCUCCUUGCUUUGGGACAUCACACACCUUUUAUGGGAGCCCAAGAAGUCUUUAACCAACUACCCUGUGAAUAUGUGGAACCUCAUGAAUUAAAAGAAGUUUCCAAAACUGGAGACCUCAGAAAAGUGUAUGGGACAGUGUUAAGUCGCCAUCAUCAUCUUGUCAGGAAAACAGAUGGUGUAUAUGAUCCUGUAGAGUAUGACAAAUAUCCAGAGCGCUAUAUUAGUCGUUUUAAUUCUGAUAUUGCACCCUAUAUCACCUGUUUAAUUAAUGGAAUCUACUGGGAGCAAAAUACCCCUCGCCUGCUAACCCGCCAGGAUGCUCAAAGUCUCCUGGCUCCAGUCAAGUCCUCAGUGACUGCUAUUGAAGGCUGCCCUGAAUUACCACACAAACUGGUGGCAAUCUGUGAUAUUUCAGCUGACACAGGAGGCUCUAUAGAGUUUAUGACUGAAUGUACUACAAUAGACCAUCCUUUCUGCAUGUAUGAUGCAGACCAGCAUAUUAUUCAUGACAGUGUUGAAGGCUCUGGGAUUCUGAUGUGUUCCAUUGACAAUUUGCCAGCACAGCUUCCAAUCGAAGCUACAGAAUGUUUUGGAGAUAUGCUGUACCCUUACGUCGAAGAAAUGUUAUUAUCAGAUGCAUCCCAGCCACUUGAAAGUCAGAAUUUUUCUCCUGUGGUGCGAGAUGCAGUGAUUACAUCCAAUGGUUUACUGACUGAUAAAUAUAAAUAUAUCCAGAAACUCCGAGAGAGCAGAGAACGUGUUCAAUUACUUUCAAUGAACACGAAGAAGAAGGUUUUAGUUCUUGGAUCUGGCUAUGUAUCUGGGCCUGUAUUAGAAUACUUGUCACGCGAUUGCAAUAUAGAAAUAACAUUAGGCUCUGACAUGAUGAGUCAAAUUAAGCAGUUGGGCAGUAAAUACAAUAUUAAUCCUGUUAGCAUGAACAUUGCUAAGCAAGAAGAAAAGCUGAACUCCUUGGUGGCAACACAGGACCUUGUCAUCAGCUUGUUGCCAUAUGCACUACAUCCCGUUGUGGCCAAGGCAUGUAUCACUAACAAAGUAAACAUGAUCACAGCAAGUUACAUCACACCAGCACUAAAAGAGCUGGAAAAGAGUGUGGAGGAGGCUGGCAUCACAAUCAUCGGCGAGUUGGGGCUGGACCCUGGUCUUGAUCAUAUGUUGGCAAUGGAUACAAUUGACAAGGCCAAGCAAAUGGGAGCCACGGUUGAAUCUUACAUUUCCUACUGUGGUGGGAUUCCAGCCCCUGAACACUCAGAUAAUCCUUUGCGAUACAAGUUUAGCUGGAGUCCUUUGGGAGUCUUGAUGGGCAUAAUGCAGCCUGCUACUUACCUGCUCAAUGGAAAGGUUGUGAAUGUUGCAGGAGGAGUCUCCUUUCUGGAUGCUGUCACAUCUGUGGAUUACUUCCCUGGACUGAAUCUGGAAGGCUAUCCCAACAGAGACAGCACCAGGUAUGCCGAGAUUUACGGCAUUCCAUCUGCUCACACUGUGUUACGGGGAACAUUGAGAUACAAGGGAUAUUCCAAAGCUUUGAAUGGAUUUGUAAAAUUGGGUCUUAUAAACAGAGAAGCACAUCCCUCCCUUCGAUCUGAGGUCAGCUCUCUCACUUGGAAGCAGCUGCUGUGUGAUCUAGUUGGGAUUUCACGCUCCUCCACUUGUGGUGUGCUUAAGGAAGCUGUCCUUAGGAAGCUGGGAGGGGACAGCACCCAGCUGGAAGCUGCUGAAGGGUUGGGUUUGCUUGGAGAUGAACAAGUCCCACAGGCGGAGUCCCUCAUGGAUGCUCUAUCCAAACAUUUGGCCUUCAAACUCUCCUAUGGCCCUAAGGAAAAGGAUAUGGUUGUGAUGAGACACAGCUUUGAUAUCAGACAUCCUUCUGGACAUUUAGAAAAUAAAACCAUUGAUCUUGUGGUUUAUGGAGACUUCAGUGGGUUUUCAGCAAUGGCUAAAACUGUGGGAUUACCCACAGCCAUGGCAGCCAAGAUGUUGCUUGAUGGUGAAAUUGAAGCCAAAGGCUUGAUGGGCCCCUUUUCCAAAGAGAUCUAUGGACCAAUAUUGGAGAAGAUUAGACAAGAAGGCAUUCUAUACACUACACAGAGCACAAUCAAAUUAUAGUUGGGAAUUUUUUUAUUGUGGUCUUCCCAGGCAACAGUGUUCUCAACACUUGUGUGACAAGCUUGUUAAUAUGUUAUUUUAUAAAGUACAAAACUUGAUAUAUUUUGAUUAAAUCAAUACAAUGGUGUUUUAGAAAUUUAAAUCUCUUUUAAAAUGAAAAUAUUUGGAAUAAGAGUUAUCAGUCACUAACAAAGAACUUUAAUACUAUUUCUUCUGUGUAUUUUUCCAUGUCUUUAUAGAAGUGUUAGUGAUUAUGCUAUUUGUUAAUUUAUUGUAGCUCUUUUCUUACAAUAAUAUACUUUCCUGCAGUCAGUAAAUGAAAUUUUAGUGUUGUGGCCAGAAAAAAUACCUCAUAUAAUUAUGUUUUACUAAUUUUCAAAUUAAUCAUUUCAGAUUUUUAAACUACUUAUCUAAAAACUUCUACAAAAAUACUACUUUAUACCUUUUUAAAUUUUUAUACCUGUUAAAAUUUAUAAUAUAUUAAGUAUAUGGCUUUUUAGAAAAUUUCUCUUCAAUAUUUGGAAAAGGGAACAUAUGACAUAAAAAUCACAAUCCACACAAUCCCUUCAUUAGGUGAAGAAAAAGGAUUUAACAAAUUUCAACAUCCUUUCAUCAUAGGAGCUUCCUCAACCUGAUAAAAUAUAUCUAUGAAAAACUCACAGCUUGUAUCAGUUAAUGGCAAAAGAUCAACCUACUUUCUGCUACAAUUAGAAACAAGAAUUUCUGUUCUUGUUACUACUAUUCACUCUGUACUCUGAAAAUGAAAGUUACUUAGAUUGGAAAGGAAGAAAUAAACUUCUAUUUGCCAGUAAUAGGCAUGAGAAUCUAUCUACAGGGAAUCUAGAAAAUCCAAAGGCAUACCCAGAACAAAUAAUAAUAAAGAAAUUCAAUAGAUUAUAGAAUACAGAGUUUUGUUGUCUUUCUAUAAAGUAUUAAUGAAUGCACUAAAGUGAUAUUCAGAAAAUAAUUUUCGAUAGCAUUAAAAUAGUAAUAUAGGCUAAACACUAUUUAUGAUUAAUUGCUUUUUUAAAAAGGUGCUGAGAAAAUUUAAUGGGGGAAAUAAACUUUUUCACCAAAUGAUGUUUGGAAACUUGAAUAUCUGCAUACAAAUAAUGAAAUUGGACCCCUAACUCGUACCAAAUAUUAAAAUUAACUAAAAUGGACUUAAUACCUAAAUCUUAUAUUUGUCUAACACUAUAAAAUUUUAGAAGAAAACAUUAGCAUAAAUUUUCACAUUGUGUAUUAUGCAAUGGUUUCUUAAAGGGCAAUAAAAAAUAGCAAAGGAAAGAAUAGAUUGGACAUACUAAAAAUUAAAAUCUUUUGCGCUUCCAAGGACACUAUCAAGAGAACAAAAACCCACAGAAUGAGAGAAAAAUUUUAUACAUCGUAUAUCAGGUCAGGAAGAAGCAUGUAUCUAGAAUAUAAAAAUACUGUUAUAAUUCAGUCAUAAAAAGACAUGUAACCCAGUUUAAAAGUGAACAAAAAGAUUUGAAUUGAAAGUUCUCCAAAGAUACAAAAAAGAAGUCAAUAGGCACACAAAAAGAUUCUCAACAUCACUAGCCACCAGGAAAUGUAAAUCAAGCCAAAGUGAGAUACAUUUUAUUACUCUGUAGAAUGGCUACAAUAAAACCAUAAUAACAAGUGCAGUGUGAGAGUACAAAGACACUGAAGCUUUCAAACACUGCUGGCAUAACCAAGAUCAGUGAAAGGAUGUCUAUACAAAAAUGUACAUAAAUCUUUAUAGCACAACUAUUAAAAUUAGCCAAAAAUUGAUGCAACCUAAGUGCCUAUCAACUAAUAAAUGAAUAAACAAAAUGUCAUCCAUAUAAUGAAUAUUAUCCAGCAGUAAAAAAUGAAGUGCUGAUAUAUGCUACAAUAUAGAUGAAGAUUACAUGCUAAAUAAAAGGAAACAAAAGGCCACAUAUAUCAUUUCACUUAUGUGAAAUGCCGAAAACAGUCAAAACAGUACAGAGAAAGUAGAUAAGAGGUUACUCUUACGGUUGGGAGUAAAUGGAUUGACUGCUAAUGAGCAUAGUGUUCUUUUGUGGGUAUGGAAAAUAUUGAAGAAUUGAUCAUGGCAAUGGUGACACAACAUCGUGGUUUAUACUACAAACCACUGAAUUGUAUACUUCAAAAGUGUGAACUGUACAGCAUGUGAAUUAUACCUCAAAUUGUUAUGAAGAGACUGAAUUUAAGAGAACUUUGUUGUUUCUUUCCUUGUGGGAAAUACUUUUACUUUUAAAGGUGUAUGUCAGUCACUUGUCUGACUUUCACAAA